Molecule: messenger RNA, 3249 nt
Organism: Dimorphilus gyrociliatus
Lineage: Eukaryota; Metazoa; Annelida; Polychaeta; Dinophilidae
Source: the annotation of a GenBank genome assembly
AGUGUGCCGGUUGUAUACGGCACCACCCGGAAGAAUAUCAGGCAUUCUUGAGUUGUUCAUUUCUUUUACUACAGUUAACCCGUUAACAAGCUUUAAAAAUGGCAUCAAACGAUAGUGAUAAUGAAUGUGAUAGUGCUGGACAUAAAUAUAAAGUACCAGCCGCUGCUACUGUUGAAGAAAUGCUAAAAAAAGACCAAGAUGAUGAGUCAUUGAGAAAAUAUAAAGAAAGUUUGGGUCUUACCUCUGAAAAAAUUAUCUUGGAACCAAGUAAUCCGAAUACGGUAAUCAUUAAAACUCUCCGAUUGGAAUGCGAAGGUGACGAUGCUUGUCAUAAUCAAGAUAUGGAUAUUUCUGGUAAAGACCUAUCCGGUCUAAAGAAACAACCGUUUAACUUAAAAGAGGGUACUAGAUAUAGAAUUGCUGUUGAUUUUAUGGUACAGCGCGAAAUGGUCUCGGGUCUAAAAUAUACGCAUAAAGUUACGAAAGCUGUUGUUACUGUCGACAAUGAUAGCGAAAUGUUUGGCUCUUUUGCACCCAGUAAAGAAUUGCGUACAAUUCGAAGCCAAAUUCGAGAUGUACCUAGCGGAUUCUUACACCGUGGCAAAUACUCAGUAAAGAGUAAAUUUGUCGAUGACGACAAGAAGGUUCAUGCUGAGUGGGAGUGGACUCUUGAAAUAAAAGACAAAUGGAAGAAUUAAAUGCAAAACAAAAUGUAUUUUUCAAAGAUUGCUCUUGCGAGCUCAAUAUUUUUAAUCGCUUAUAUUUUGUCAAAUAGUUUUUUGAUGGUUUUUUAACUAGCCCUGCAAUUCCUUGAUCUUUCGUGCUGCCUUGAAAUAAGCUGCUUAUGACCAAUUAAAAACUCCAAUAAAAAAAAAAUUUUACUUAUUUGUGUUUAGAUCAUCAUCACAUUCAUUUAAAUAAUCUAUGCAGUUAUCCGCUGGUUAUGUAAUGACUUCUUUAGUGAAUAAUCAAUAUUUUUACUCUUAUCUCAAUUCUCUAACGUGUCCCCCGUCCCCAUUUGCAAAUUUCAUCCAAGCUCCUCCUGGUCCGCCAGCGUCUUCUUCUGGCUUAGGCCUUGGCUCUUUCUGACGCUGUCUACAAGGUAAACAGCCUUGAGACACUGCUCCUCCACCACCAGCAGCUAGGACUGCUGGAUCUUUUUCAGUUCCGGUGCAGCAAGAAGUACAACAUCUACCUUUAUAGCAACCACUUCUAGGCCCACAACAACCAUUGUUGCAAAGGCAGCAGCUGCAGCAAACAUGUCGGCACGGCGCGCAGAAACAGUUCCUCAAUCGCCAUAGACGCCAUAAACCAUAACCUGGCCUCCAACAACACCACAACAACAUUAAUAAGAAUGCAAGUAAUCCUAAAAGUAUCCAAAGAGGUAGUAGCUCCUCUUCAAUAGGUUUAUCAGGCUCUGGAGUUGUAGUUGCUGUAAAAGUACAGUUUCCCGGCGGUGAUGCUCUUACAUCUCCGUUGUCCCCGCAAUUAUUCGAGAAAUAAAUAUCACAUCUUAAAGAACGAUGAAUGCAACGCUGAUUAUAGCAUUGUAAUUGCUCUCUAUCAUUUUGAAUACCGUCAGCGCUACAGGAACCUUCAAAAUAACUGGUAAAGUCUGCCGUAAAAUUUAUAUAUGGACCUUGGAAUGGCGCAGCUGUUGCGUUAACGGAGGAAGCAUUUGGAGCGGCACCAGCAGUGUCUUGGGCUGAUUGCGGUGCCAAAACGUAAAAGUGGACUACAAUAGCCUCACUUGUAGUUGUAAAUUCAGAUGGAGACACAACACCGCACGUAGGUCCUAUCACGGGGGGUAAGAUAUGACGUCCAUCAUUAGUUGCAUUAUAUACUUCAAGAUAAGCUGUAGUACAGCCAGAUGUUCCAGUGUUGUUGGCUGAAUUAGCGCUACCCGUACCGUAGGCUGCGCCGCGAAAAGAAAACGGGUUUGACCUCCAGGUUAAGGUAACUUUCCUCUGAGGAGUUCCAGGUAUAUUUGGUCGACCUCUUAGGGUAACCCAACAAUCAAGAUCCUUAGUUGGAACGGCAUAGGUAGAUUGUUUAGAUAAAGGAUCAAAGCGCAAAACUUCUCCGUACGAUGGUCCAAUACUUCCGGGGCAUGUUUGCGUCACAAAAUCUGUUUUUUUUUUUGUUUUGUUAUAGAAAGAAAAAAUAACCCGGAAAUCACAAAGUUCUAUACAACUUAGUAGUCAAAAUAUUCGUAAUAAAAAAGCUUUUCAUUACAACCUAAUUGAAUAAGGGUAUUUUGCCUAUUCAAAGGAAUAUUUAUAUUUAAAUAAGGUAAAAUUAUUAGUAAGAGAAUGAAAGGGAGAAAUUCCAUAACUGUCGCGAAGCUGUUGCCCACGACAGCAACAAAAAAACAGGAUAAAAUCUUUUUCAAAACCACUUUUUUUAAUCAACCGUUUUUUCUAAUCUCUUUUUGCAGUUUCUUACUUUUCAAGUACCGGUCUGUACAUCAACUUUCACUUAACUUUAUCUAGCGAAUAACUAUAUGUUUAUUGUAAUUAAACAAUUCUUCACCUAAUUAGGACAAUUUACUGCAAAUUGAAAAGAAAUGAAAAAGAUAAAUGAAUCUAUAAGCAAAUUAUCUUGCCAAAUAAUAUUUUGAUUACGUAAUUAUGAUAUUUAAUUUAAUAGUUGAUACUCACUUUCGCUUAUACAGUAAACACAUGUCGAGCCGAUAAACGUUAUAAGAACAGAUAACAUAAACAUGCCUGAACUGUCUGCAAACGAUUGAAUGAGAAUGACUCUUUGCGAUCAACAGAUUCAAAACACCCUAGUAGCGGCAAGAUUAUUUCAUAAACAGAAAAUCACUCAUCGGAAUAUCUUUUGUAAAGUGGCUUUCUAAGACAUUAAAUAUCUUUGUUCUAUAUCUCUCUUUUUUUUGUUUCUUCCUCGAGAGACUAAUAACAGAUAGGAUGCUGAUGAAGAAGAUAGUUGAACUGAAAGAUAAGUAAAAAGAAAAGGAGAAAAGAAGAAGAAGAUAAAACUUUUGAAGAAAAAGUUUUCCUUCCAAUCAGAGUUGUUGUUUUUGUUGUUUUCUUUCUCUAUUUACUUAAUAAUCAUCAAAAUAGUCAUUUCUAAUGGAACCUAAUAUGGUAUAUACACAAAAAAUAGAGGCGAAUUUCAAUCAAUAGCAAUAUUAAAUGAACGUAAUAAUAGAUUUAUAACCAAAAAAAAAUCAAAGUUAACCUCUAGGUAUGAUUAAUUUCUGUAACUGUAUCAUCUUUACCUGUU